This is a messenger RNA of Polyodon spathula (Mississippi paddlefish), 7167 nucleotides long. Its product is annotated as kinetochore scaffold 1-like. The transcript is spliced from 30 exons. The record is from RefSeq and is a predicted model, not a curated record. The coding region runs from base 151 to 6726 and encodes 2191 amino acids. Gene Ontology annotation, cellular component: nucleus. NCBI's taxonomy places the organism in Eukaryota, Metazoa, Chordata, Actinopteri, Acipenseriformes, Polyodontidae. Gene Ontology annotation, biological process: attachment of spindle microtubules to kinetochore; protein localization to kinetochore; cell division.
GUUUGGCAAGGCGGUUAAAUUUAAAAAAUGUAACCAGAGGACAAUGCCAAGAGAAAGGAUUGGUAAUAGGGUGUAUUAUUUGGAAAAAGACAUAUAAAACAUACAAAUACAUUUUCUAACUAAUAUAACAGCAGUUAUCUUCAUGCACAAAUGGAGGACCCUGGAUCUGUACAAAAUGAAAAUGGCCAGACUGAACUGAAACAGAAGAGGAGGAUCUCAUCAAUAUUGAAGGCACCUCGGAGUCCCCUUACGUCUAUUCUGCCUAUCAAUGACAGAGUUAAGGAGUGUCCAACAAAGCCAGUUGAAAAAAAACAGCGCAAAUCUCGGAGAGUCAGCUUUGCUGAGACCACAGGUGUAAAGGUGUUUGAGAAAGAGGCUACAGAGAUAACACUUUUGGAUAAUGCAGCAAAGGAAGUGGAAGGGCAGCAGCAGAAGAUGGAUACUGUUCAAGAUGUGAAACGACAGAUUAGUGGUAUGGAAACAUUGCUUCAUGCUCCCAUCCAAGUUCCACAGCAACAGUUUGGCGAAAACUACAAUGAACAAGUCAACAUUGAGAGAACCACGGGUGACAGGACAAUUGUGUUUUCCGGUGAUGACAAUGAAGACAUGGAUAUGACCUACAGCCACACCGUUCUCAUUAAUGAAAACCCUCCAUCAAAAACUGGAAAAGUGGACUUUAAGGAUUUUCUUUCCAGGCUUAAUGCAGCAAAAAAAACAGAUGAACAACUAAAGAUAACAACAAAUCAGAAUGUGCACCAUCAGACAAGUGACAUGGAAGCCUUUAUUUGUGAUUCCAAUGCAGUUACACAGCAAAAGUUUGAGAAAAACUGCAAUGAUCAGUUCAACUUACAAAGAACCAUGGGAGACAAGACAGUUGUAUUUUCCACUGAUAACAAUGAGGACAUGAGUUUGACUCGUAGCCACACCGUUCUCAUUGAUGAAAAUGAUGACAAUAAAAGGAAAAGUAGAGCUUCUACUUCUGUCAAGUUGGAUUUCAAAACGUUCAUUUCGGGUGUAAAGACAAGUGAAGAGGAUAAUCUGUCCGGAAGAAGGCAGGACAGUACACCUUAUAGUAGUUGUGAAGAUCACGCGCUCUCUGUGAAAGCCCUUGCAGAAAACAAAUCUCAGUUUACAGGGUUCCUAUCGAGCAUUAACCCUAAUGGACAAAGUGCAUCUUUAAAUUUAAAUGGACCAAUUGAUAAUCUGCCAGUAAUUCAGCCAAAUCCUCAUUCAUUAAAAGCUGGAAAAGUAGACUUUAAGGAUUUUCUUUCCAGACUUAAUGCGGGUAAAUCCACGACUGCUAAAGAAAACAGUUUUGCUGCAAGUACAGAGAUGUUCAGUUUUGACUUGGACAAACCGGGGGUGAACAAUGCUAAUAGUUCUUUGCUAACUAACACUGAUAGUUUAGGUGUGAACUUCUUUCCAGAAAAAAGGAAUGUUUUGUUGGCGGAGCCGGAUGUGGAGAUUACCAAAAGCCGCACUGCUGCAAUUGACGGCAACUUUAUGAGACGGUUAACUGGUCAACAAGAGGAUUUUACCGGAAAUCAAAAAAAUCAACCAAGUAUGUCAUUAUUUCCCACUGACCAGGAACUAAAAAGGAGUAACACUGUUAGCAAAAAGUCUGUUAACCAGGCACUGCGUGAAAGUGUACCGGGCUCUUCGUUCCUUUUCCCUAAAGAUCAAACCAUUGUGUUUGCUGGAGAUGACAAUAUGGAUAUGACUAGAAGUCACACAGUUGCAAUAGAUAGUCAGAGUCUACAACUUAAUAUGACUGGACAAAGAGUGUUUGGUACCGGUAAGGAAAUCCGCUGUGAAUCUGGAAAAUCUCUAAAGACAAGCAGUACUGUAGAAAAUCAUACAGAAAUGUCUGGACUUGGUCUGAAUCUGUCAAGGAAGAGCAUCACUGCUCACUACUCCCAACCUGAUGAGCAAGAUGAUAUGGAAAUGACAAGAAGCCAGACAGUUGUAAUUGACUACAAGGAUGUUGAGGCAGUUAGCAAUCCAGUUACAUGGACUAGUCAAAGUGUUGCUGCCCCAGUAAUGUCACUUCCCACUGAUAAAACAGUUGUGUUUUCUGAAGAACUGGAUGAUAUGGACAUGACUAAAUGUCAUACCGUGGCUGUUGAUAGCAGAAGUCUUUCACAAACUUCAAAUGGAGGCAAUAUGACAUGCAAGAAUAUGGAGGCAGUUAAUCCACCAAUGGAGAUCCUUAGAAAACCUCGGGAAAGUGUGUGUGGUUUAUUUUCACUUCCUGCAAAUAACACUGUUAUGUUCACUGAGGAACAGGAUGACAUGGACAUGACUAAAAGCUUAACAGUAGCUAUUGACUACAAGUCUAUUGAGGCAGUUAAUCCAUUAAAGGAGUUCACCAGAAAAUCAAGGAGAAGUGUGGCUGGUUUAACACUUCCUGUGGUUAAAACUGUGGUGUUUACAGAGGAACAUGAUGAUAUGGACAUGACCAAAAGCCAUACAGUGGCUAUUGACAGUAAGCGCUUUAUGCAAGCUUCAGAAGUCUUUUCAGAAUCUAAGUCUUUGUCUAAAAGUGGCCUGAACAGUGCUUUAGUCUGUGAUGAACAAGAUGAUAUGGAAAUGACAAGAAGCCAGACUGUUGCAAUAGACUACAAAAAUAUAGAAGCAGUCAAUGUUCCAGCAGCGAGUCCCAGCAAAAGAAGUACUCCUGGGACCGUACCUAUUGAUAAAACAGUUGUGUUUUCUGAAGAACUGGAUGAUAUGGACAUAACUAAAAGCCAUACUGUGGCUAUAGACAGCAGGAGUCUUUUACAAACUUCAAAUGGAGGCAAGAUGGACUACAAGAAUACGGAGGCUAUUAAUCCACAAAUGGGGGUCACCAGGAAGCCUAAAAAAAGUGGUUUAUUUUUUCUUCCUGCAGAUAAAACUGUUCUGUUUGCAGAGGAACAUGAUGAUAUGGACAUGACUAAAAGCCAUACAGUGGAUAUUGACAGCAGGGGCCUUUCAGAGUCCUCCAGUAAAGAAAAGAUCGACUGCAAACAUUUAGAGACUGUGAAUCCACUUUUUGGGACGAGAAAAUCUCGAAAAAGUGUGGCUGGUAUAUGUUCUCUUCCUGCAGAUAGAACUGUUAUGUUUGCAGAGGAAAAUGAUGAUAUGGACAUGACUAAAAGUCAUACAGUGGCUAUUGAUAGCAAGAGCAUCUUACAAGCUUCAAACAAAGAAACGACUGUGUUAAAAUCUACUUUGUCUUUGUGUAAAAGUGACCUUAGUGCUGUUUUGUUGUCUGGUGAGCAAGAAGAGCAAGAAGACACGGAAAUUACAAGAAGCAAAACUGUUGCAGUCGACUACAAAAAUAAUUUAAAUUGUAAUCUAGUAAUGGGGAUCUCUAGGAAAAGUGUUGGUUUAGUAUCCCAUCCAUUAGACAAAACCGUAGUGUUUUCAGGGGAUGAAAAUGAUAUGGAAAUUACUAAAAGUCACACAGUUGCUAUUGACGGUAGCAGCAUUGAGGCCAGUGCAAAACAGAACUUAAUUAUACCAAAUAAGCCUGGAAGAGCAAGCUCCCUGCAGAUAAAUUGGAUUUCUCAGAACAAAAACACUGAAGAUGAAAUGGAAAUGACCAGAAGUCAUACUGUCUGUAUAGAUGACCACCUUCCUAUAGAGACUCGAGGUAUAUGCAGUGUUGUAUCAUCUUUUGAUGAUAGGACUGUAGUAUUUUCAUCUGAACAGGAUGAUAUGGAUAUAACUAGAAGCAAUACAGUAGCAAUCGACAACAAAGAUCUGCAGACCACUAGAAAUGUGAGAGAAUCCGUAUUGGUUGCUCCUAAUGAGCAAAACAGUGUUUUCUCUAGAGGAGAAAGCAGGGAUGAAAACCGUGGGAUUGGUGGCAGUAAUGAGAACCGUGAACAUCUAAACAAUAAAAAAAUAUGUUUUGACCCUGAGAAGCAAGAGGCAGAAGUUGUAGAUUCUAAAGACAAGAUAGAUGCUGCUAAUGUCGGUAAUCAAACUGCAAAACAUAAGAGAAAGAGUGUAUCUUUCAGAUUUCCAGAACAUGAAUUAGAUUCUGAAAGAGAAGUAAAAAUAAUCUGUACAGAUCCAACCACCGAGUUAAACUGUUUGAAUGCUAUUGCUUCGGAAAACACUGAAAGUUUCAGGUGUCAGACACUAAAUAAAGAACUUACUGAAACUGUUCAUGUGAGUAAGGCAAGUGAAGAUUUAAACAUGGGAAAUGAUGAAGAGCAUACACCCUACCAGCCUCCAGUGGUGGAAGGUGAUGUAAAUAAAUCAAUGCAGAAAACAUCUUCCUGUGAAGAAUCCAUAUUUACAGGAGAAGAGCCUCUACUUGUGGCCACAAAAGCUAGAAGGAGUAGUCUUGCUCUUAUCCAUUCAAAGCUUAAAAGCAUUAGAAAGAUUUAUGAAGAAUGUCCAGAGAAGGAAAUGUCUAGUCAUACAGCCCCUUUGCAAGUAAUAGAGUUAAAACCUGAAAACACAGAUUGCAAGAAUGAAGAUGCAUUAUCUAACAAAAGCUGUCGAAAUGAGAAUAAAAGGAUUAGUGACAAAACUGAGUUCAUGGAAGAAGCGCCUGAAGAGCCUAGGGAUCGGCCAUUGGAAACCAGUUUUGUUCUUGGAGAUCAAACUAGGAAUGUGACAGCGCCAGUAAACUUCAGCAAAGAAACACCUCAAACGAAAAGGUUGUCACUUGGAGUUUUCCUUCCUAAGCUGCCGAAUAAAAAGAGACCACAUUCGUCUGAAGGAUUUUUGGAUGACAGUAAUCCAACUAAGUUAACAGGCUACCAUCUCUUUGGAAAACACCUCACUAAAACAGCUGGUUUGGGAGCUCUAGAAGAUGCAUCUAAGCUAGAAAGUACAUUUUCUUUGGUGCAAAAUAGAGAUGAAGAAAUAUUUCCAGAAUUUAAUGAUGAGAUGGAUUCAGCUGAAAGCUUGAACAGUGAAUUUCCAACAAGCAGUUAUGAUGAGACCAAGCCUAUGGAGGAACUUCAAAAAAAGAGAAGUAUGGAGGAUUCAUUCUUUGUCUGCCCAGAACCAGUGGGAACAAGAGGCCACAAAAGACCAUUGCCAGAAGAUAGCAGCGAGGAUAAAAUGUUAAUUGAGAGUACUAAGAAAAGGAGGAGCCAAGAUGGGGUGUCUUCAAAUACAGAACAGGUGACAAAGUAUACGAGCCAGUGGGACAGCAAUGGAGAAGGUAUCACAGCAGAAAAUCCACCGAGUAUGCUGGCUAAGACCUUGGACAGCACCAAUUCUAGCAGCAACACACUCAACUUUACCAAAUGUGAUAGUACCUUUGGUGACUUAAGUGAACAGAGAUACAGUCAGAUGGAGUCGCAGUUUCUAGAUGGUGAUCGGUAUGAACACAACUUAAGAGAGAAACUUCUGGAUGGCAGUAUCACAGUUAAAGAGUUUUUACAGGUCCUUGGGGUCAAUAUCCUUAUCCAGAAACCUAGACAGAGCCAGCUUCCCCCAAAAUUUGCAUCCGAUGCAGCCCCUACACCUGAGGAUUGGCUAAAUGAGAUGCAUGUUUAUCGGCCACAACUUAAGGUUUAUGAGGAAGACUGCCAAGCCCUGUGUGAAACCAUUGAGAAGUUAAAGAAACGAAGUUGUGAUCAGGAGAAAAGAUUGAGGAGUUUAAAUGAACCUCUUUGGAAGAUGGUGAAAAUGUAUUCUGAAGAACAGUUGAGAAGCCUAGGAUCGAUGCUGAAUGAAAAGAAGUCAGAUUUCAGAAGGAAAUCUAAAAUGUUGUCUCACGAAAGAAAGGUUGGCUUGUAUUCCAAGCUGCUGCAGUCUGCACAGUCUGAACAGAAGAAAUUGAAAGACAAGAUUACCAUGGCUGACAAAUUACUUUCUGACCUGGAUGAAUGUAUGAAUUCUCUGGAAGCUGAAGUUGCAAACAUGGAUUUAUAUGAGGUGGAAAAAGAUGACAACAGUAUUUCGGAGCUGGAACUUGCUGUGAAAGCAAUGGAAGAAGAAUGUGAACAUUUAAAGACACAGGAGGCAAAUAUUGAAAGAGAACAGUUGCAUUUAUAUUCUGAACAAAAGGAUAUGAAGAGUAAACUUUGUAAGCUGCAGGAGGAAAAAAGUCAGUUGGAAAUGUCAAUUCAAGAGCUCAGCAGCUUGGCAGAAUGGACACUUUCUGAAUGGCUGGAUGACAGAGCCGUCUUCACCUUUCUUAAUGGUUCCCUUGAACUUGAACUGAUAUUUGGAGAACCAGUUGAUGGAGUACAGAAGAUACUGGAUAUAAAGGUUUACACACUCCUGGAUGAUGAGGCAGCCCCAUCAUCUUCACUUGUUACUCACAAACUGAUCACUCAGUUUUUUGAGAGUAAUGGCAGCUUGUUCCAGAAAUACACAACACAGCAAGAUCUUCAAAAGCUUCUACUUGAUAUUUCUCUUGUGGUCUGUCGUUGUCGCCUCCUUGGAGAAGAACUCUAUUAUCUCCAGAAGAAUGGCCCUGCUAAGUUUGAAAUCCUGGAAAUGGUGAUUCUGAACACAGACAUCAAGAUCAUCUUCUCCAGUUUCAAAGCAUUUGCCAAGUUUGAGAUCACAUUGUCUCUAACCCCAGUUUACCCAGCAUCUCGACUUCAUCUGUCAAGUUUCAAAAACUACAUUGGAAACGCAAGCUGUGACCUGGUGGAACAAAUAGUAUCUACUGUUAAACCAGCAAAUUCUUAUUUGACCAGAAUAGUUGAAAAGAUUCACCAAGAUCUACUCACUAAAGAGCAUCCCUGGAACAAUAUGUGUUGAAGAAGCUCAAUAUAUCCUCAUGUCAUUUUGUAUGUAAUGCAAUGUGACACUGUAUAAAGCCAUAUUGGUGCAGCAACCCCUGCCAAUACUGUGGAUAAUAUAUGCAGAUAAAGCCUGGAAACUUGUUUCCAACCUUUUUAUGUAACUUUGAAACAUGUUUAUGUGUAGAAUUGUUGUAGUAUAAAACUUGAUGUUUUUGUUAUAUUUAGAAAGUUGGAUUUUGUCAGAUAUUCAAAUCAGUGUUCUGGUGUUUUUAUGCAAUACAAUGUUAUUUCAGCAUAAUUUUAAAAGGAGGCAACAUUUCCUGUUUUUUUUUCAUUACUCAUAAAUGGCAUAGACUUUGUUUUCCAUUCUGAAAAUGCAGUGAUAUUCUAACCAAAAUCAGAUGACAAAAUAACUUUUGUCCCUUUUUAAAAAAAAAAAGUGAAUUCAGUUGUUGAA